AUGAAACCGUACCGUCGCUCUAACAAAGCUUUGAUGGUCGAGUUUAAGUCUGCGACGCGCCUGGGAAAGCUGAAAGUACUGGUGAAAGAAUUUGCCUGCGAUGUUCGUGCCCUGUGGCAUUACGGCGCGCCGUUUCCCACAUUUCUGAAGCUUAUUGCUACGCUGCUUCUUAUUCUACUAGUUUUAAUGCCACUUUUAUAUCCUGUUUUCGUGGUUGUAGCGACUUAUUUCAUUUUUGAAGGACUUUUUCUAAGUUGGUGGCUGGACCAGCCCCAACGUUUCAGCCCAGUUGUUAUCGUAAAGCGUACGCUUUCAACUAUUCUCUGUACAUGCCCAACCAGGGACAUGUGGAAGGUACGCGAAGUGUUCACACGUGGCAUUUUAUUGGUUCACUCACUCGCAACGUCCGUGGACUACCUUUGCGUCAUGCAGGGACUGCUCGACGAAGCU
This is a messenger RNA of Iphiclides podalirius (scarce swallowtail), 450 nucleotides long. NCBI's taxonomy places the organism in Eukaryota, Metazoa, Arthropoda, Insecta, Lepidoptera, Papilionidae. The record is from the annotation of a GenBank genome assembly.